Archocentrus centrarchus (flier cichlid) is the source of this 864-nucleotide messenger RNA. RefSeq names its product VIP peptides-like. Bases 43 to 573 code for a protein of 176 amino acids. Gene Ontology annotation, cellular component: extracellular region; neuron projection. The transcript is spliced from 7 exons. Gene Ontology annotation, molecular function: neuropeptide hormone activity; peptide hormone receptor binding. Lineage: Eukaryota; Metazoa; Chordata; Actinopteri; Cichliformes; Cichlidae. Gene Ontology annotation, biological process: epinephrine secretion; adenylate cyclase-activating G protein-coupled receptor signaling pathway; regulation of protein localization. The record is from RefSeq and is a predicted model, not a curated record.
CCUUCAGCAGCUUCUCUUCUUCCUCGGCUUCAGAAGUUAUUGAUGUGUUUCACUAUGACACGUGCAAUGAUGUGUCUCCAUCUCCUCUUCCUCUGUGGUUUAAUGUGUGCUGCUCUGCCUCCAGCAGCUUUUUACCCCAGAGCUCAGACAGAGAGCGGUGACAGGAAACAUCCAUCUGUCCAUGAUGUGGAAGACCUGAAACUCAUCUUUGAUUUAACCAGAUCUUCACGUCAUGCGGAUGGGCUGUUCACCAGCGGUUACAGCAGACUGCUGAGUCAGCUUACAGCUAAAGAUUAUCUGGAGUCACUGAUGGACAAACGGGUCAAUGGUGACCUGACAGAAAACCAGUUUCCGGUCAAACGGCACUCUGAUGCUAUUUUCACAGACAGCUACAGCCGUUUCCGCAACCAGAUGGCGGCCAGGAAAUACCUGAACUCCAUGCUACAAGGAAAGAGGAGUGUGGACGAUGUAACCCUGUUGGAGGUUUCCAUCAGUCCAGAUGCCACCUCAUCCCAGACCAAUGAAGACUCUGUAUUCAAUGAUAUCACCAAUCAGCUGACUCUGGGUCUGUGAUGUUUGCAGUCCAGAAACAGGAAGUUGUGUCAUCAGCCUAUCAGCCAUGUUUUUUUUUUCAUCUUCUCAGCUUUUGGAGGUCAUUCUUUACUGACCUUUGUCAGUGUUGUGUUUUUGUUAUUGAUCCAGAUGUAUUGAUCCUCGUGUGCUGAAUGAUUGUGUUUCACGUUGUGCAAAAAAAAAAAUCACUGGGUCAUUUCAUGUUUAAGGUGGAGCUUCACCUUGUCAUUGAUUGACCGUGAUCUCUGCUGCUGUUAAUUAUUGAUCAAUAAGCUGCAGUAAAGUUUAAUU